Molecule: messenger RNA, 4010 nt
Organism: Panthera uncia (snow leopard)
Lineage: Eukaryota; Metazoa; Chordata; Mammalia; Carnivora; Felidae
Gene: GGT5
Product: gamma-glutamyltransferase 5
Exons: 12
Coding region: 1290-3068 (592 amino acids)
Biological process (GO): glutathione catabolic process
Molecular function (GO): glutathione gamma-glutamate hydrolase
Source: RefSeq, a predicted model, not a curated record
UUUGUGAGUGGGAGUCCAGCCUGUGGCCCCUGCACCCUGUGCCCCUGUGAGCCUGGUCAAGAGGGGACUCAAAGGGUCCCCUCUCCCCCAGCAGCCUCCCUGUUGGACACCCUGAGGUCUGGGCAAGGGAGGGCCUAGGCCAGUGUCCCCAGGAGAGGAGGCACUGUCACCACAGACACAGGGAAGCAGACACAUUGCCAGGGAAGGGCAGAGAGGCAGAUGGGAGGGCAGCCUUACUCUCUGGAGGCCCAUGGUGGCAUUUCUAGGACAGCGGGCCCCAGGGGUAGUGGGUGCCAAGGGCUGGGUGCAGUCCCUGUCUGCAUUCCUCACAUAGAUGUCUUGUAGUCCUGGGUGUUUGAUGCAGAUUGGGAAGCUGAACCCCUUCCUAGCACCCUUGUUCCCUGGCUAGGCUGCGGCUGAGCUGGGACUUGAACCCGGGUCCUGAGUGACAUCGCCUUAGGUCCUCCCUCCCUUUGUCUCUGGCCCCCUUCAGCCCUACCUCUGUGUCCCAAACAUCUCCACUGUCCUCUGACUCUGAGGAUACUAGGGCAAGCUGUUGCUGGGCAGGGUCACACCAAGAAGGCAGGAGUCGGGGUGCCACUCUGGCCCCCUUGUCUCUCUGAGCCUGAUCCAGGGGAGGGGACUGGGCAGGCAGGCCUGAACCCUGCUGUCCUGGCUUUGCUGGGACCUGGAGAAUGGCCGUGGGGGCUCUGGGCAUCCUGAACCCCAGCUGUCUUGUGGGCAGUAGGCGCCAAGUCCUCAAGCACGUGGGUUGGGAUAGCCCUGGGGAGGAGGGGUGUUUGUAUCAUCAAGGCUUGCAGGGGGCAGGCUGCAGGAAUGAGGGAGUUAACGGCGGUUGCUUUCUCCUUUCUGGAAGGAAAACUCCCCACAAACGCCCUGGUCCCUGGCGUCCCGCCAGGGCCAAGAACAGGGACUGAAAACUGGAAGUUCAGGCGUGUGGCCAGCUCUGCCUCUCAUAGCAAGCGUUAGAGUCGGGCAGCAGCCCUGCCAUCGCCAGCUGUCCGUCCAUACACCCACCUGUCCUCUGGGUGCCUCUGUUCGUUGGUAAACCUGUCUGUCCACUGUCUGUAAUCCCGUCUCUGUCCAACCUUCUCUUACUAUCUUUUGUCCAGCUAUCUGGACUGUCAAUCCAUUUGUUUGUCUGUCUCUGGCCUCCAUCUAUUUGUUCAUCUGUCCAAUCACCUGUGAGUCUAUCUGCCCAUCUUGUUCAUUCAUCCACCCAUCUGUCUGUCUACCUGCCUUCUCUCUCCACCCUGGACCUCAGAGCCAUGGCCCAGGGACGCAGGGCCACGGUCAGCAUGGUCCUUCUGGGAUUGGGGCUGGCCCUAGCCAUCAUCGUGCCCGCCGUGGUCCUCUCUCGCCACCAUGCCCACUGCGGCUCCCAGGCCUUUGCCCACGCUGCGGUCGCCGCUGACUCCAAGGUCUGCUCGGAGAUUGGACGAGCCAUCCUCCAGCAACAUGGCUCACCUGUGGAUGCCGCCAUUGCGGCUCUGGUCUGCACCGGAGCCGUCAACCCUCAGAGCAUGGGGUUGGGCGGAGGGGUCAUCUUCACCAUCUAUAACGCCACCACAGGGAAGGUGGAAGUCAUCAAUGCCAGGGAGACGGUGCCUGCCAGCUAUGUCCCCCGUCUGCUGGACCAGUGUGAGCAGGCCCAGCCACUGGGCACAGGGGCCCAGUGGAUUGGAGUGCCCGGGGAACUCCGUGGCUAUGCUGAGGCCCACCGUCGCCACGGCCACCUGCCGUGGGCACAGCUGUUCUGGCCCACCAUCUCCCUGCUCCGAGGGGACUACCGCAUGCCCUUUACCCUCAGUCAGUUCCUGCAGAGUGACUUCCUACGGCCUUCCCUGUACAUGACUUCUCUGAGGCAGCUCUUUUUCAAUGGGACAGAACCUCUGAAGGCUCAGGACCCAUUCCCAUGGCCCGCGUUGGCUGCCACCCUGGAAACCGUGGCCACAGAAGGUGCAGAGGUCUUCUACACAGGGACGCUGGGCCGGACACUGCUGGAGGACAUUGCCAAUCAAGGUAGCCAGCUGACCCUGCAGGACCUGGCAGAGUUCCAGCCGGAGGUAGUGGAUGCCCUGGCAGUGCCCCUGGAGGACUACACCCUAUACUCACCGCCACCACCCGCAGGGGGUGCGAUUCUCAGCUUCAUCCUCAACGUGCUCAAAGGGUUCAACUUCUCCUCUGAGUCGGUGGCCAGGCCCGAGGGGAGAGUGAACUUGUACCAUCACCUUGUGGAGACGCUCAAGUUUGCCGGCGGACAGAGGUGGCGACUGUGGGACCCUCGUAGCCACCCGGAUAUCCAGAACGCCUCCCAGGACCUGCUGGGAGAGGCUUUGGCCCAGCACAUCCAGCAGCAGAUCGACGCUCGGGGUGACCAUCAUCUCAGCCACUACAGCCUGGCCGGGGCCUGGGGCCACGGGAUGGGCACAGCGCACGUUUCUGUGCUGGGGGAGGAUGGCAGUGCUGUGGCAGCCACGAGCACCAUCAACACGCCCUUUGGAGCAAUGCUGUACUCGCCACGCACGGGCAUCCUCCUCAACAAUGAGCUUCUGGACCUAUGCUGGAGGCGCUCACCGGACUCCAGAGUCACCCCACUACCUGGUGAGACUGAGGACCCCACUGGCAAGAAAAGGGAAGGCAGGCAGGCUGGGCGAUGCUGGCCUCUAGUUCCAGGUGAGCGACCUCCAUCAUCCAUGGUGCCCUCCAUCUUGAUCAGUGCAGCUCAGGGGUCAAAGCUGGUGAUCGGUGGGGCUGGUGGGGAGCUCAUCAUCCCUGCUGUGGCUCAGGCCAUCAUAAACAAGCUAUGGCUUGGCUUUGACCUGAGGACUGCCAUUGAAGCCCCUAUCCUGCAUGUCAACAGCGAGGGCCAUGUGGAAUAUGAGCCCAACUUCAGCCGGGAGGUGCAGAAGGGGCUCCAGGACAGGGGCCACAACCAGACCAUGAGGCCCUUUUUCCUGAACGUGGUCCAGGCCGUGUCCCAGGACGGGGCCUGUGUGUAUGCAGCAGCGGACCCAAGGAAAGGUGGGGAGGCCUCGGGCUACUGAGGAGACUGCUUCUGGCAGCUGCAAUCCGACCCACCGUCAGUGUGUGCUCAGGCUGGCCUUGGCUGUGGGACCCAGCACCCAAGCAAGAUCUGGACCCUUCGGCGGAGGGUCAGCCUGGGCUGCAAGAGGUGGGGACAGGCUGGAAGAUGGACGACUGUGGGGACUGAGCCCUCUCCCAGAGUCCCAUGUGGCCCUGCCCUGGCCCCCCAAGCUUCCCCUAGACCUCUCACUCAGGUCCGUGGCCCACUCUCCCUCCCCACCUGCCCCACUCCCCAUCUGUAUACCCUCUAGUCCAAGAUUAAAGAGGAGGGUGGACCUCGGCAUGAUUUGGGGUGUAGGUAUGGGAAGGGACCCUUAGCACACACACAGCUCUUACAGUCCUUCACCACACACCACCGUGAAGGUGUGGAAACCGAGGCCUAGAGACUGGCUGGCCCUGCCUAGGCCACCGCUGCUGGGCCUCUGCAGUGUGCCUGCCUGGGGCCUAUCAGUGGGAAGGCAGGGCUGUGGCCUGGGGGCGUCUGCCCCCCAGUCUUGCCAGGCCUUAGGACCAUCUCUGGAUCUUGUCCCGUGUGCCAGGAAAAGGCUGGAUGAAGUAGAACUUGGGACCCCACCUCAGCCCCCAGCCCCCUCCAUUGGCCCCAUUCUCACCCUCAGCACUGUUGACAUUUUUGGUGAAAUAGUCUUUGUCGGGGGGCUGUCCCCACAUUGUGGGAUGUUGAGCAGCAUCCCUGGCUUUUGCUCGCUAAACGCAGCAGCACCUGCUACCACCACCACUGGCCAAAUCAUCCCCAGUUAAGAACUGCUGUUCUGGACCCAUUAGCCCCCCACUGCUGAGAAGGGCUUUGCCAGCUGCUGGGUGGGCUGCCUGUCCUGGAGGGGCCUCGCUGGACUGACCUGGGGGGUCUUACCCCACACCGGUUCCUGGGAGCACUUGAGUGU